Messenger RNA from Fusarium sp. VM40, 555 nucleotides. The record is from the annotation of a GenBank genome assembly. Lineage: Eukaryota; Fungi; Ascomycota; Sordariomycetes; Hypocreales; Nectriaceae.
AUGUCUGCAUACUACCACUACAACGCUCACCAAGUGCACCCCGCCCCUGUGUCGCACAACCACCACGGUGGUCGAAAUCGCAGAGCUCCUCGCCUCUCUGUUUCUCAACAAGCUCAGCGCCAGUACCGCGGCGUCCGCAGCAUCAAGGAGUUCAACGAGACCGCCUCCCUCUCGACCUUCCGCAAUAAGUUUGAGACCAGCCGCUCAUUUGAUCUUGAAGAUGACAUGGAGUUCUGCCCCGGUCUGUUGACCGAGACUGACUUGGUCUCCAUUUCCAGCUCAUCCGAGCGCUCCUCAUUAGCCAGUAACUCGCCCGACUCUUCCCCCACGCAACACCCCAACACUGUUGCUCCUGGCUUCUCUCUCAACUCAACAUCUCCCGCUUUCAUCCCUCCCACCUACCAGCAACAACCAAGCAUGAAGCUUCACCAGCCCUCGGCCACCCGCGGCCGCAAUGCCAUUCCCAUUAUCAACCCCGCUACCGGCAUUACCAUGUCAAGCCCUCCCCAGUCAGUAUCACCUGGCAGGAUGCAACAGUCGAUGCGUCGGUGGUAA